AUGACUCGAGGCAACCAGCGCGAGCUCGCGCGCGAGAAGGCCGCGAAGAAGACAGCAGGAAAGUCUAAGCCGAAGGAGAGCGGGACGUCGUUGCAGGCACGCAAAGAGCGAGAUGCUGAGGCCCUCAGGCAGAAGCAGAAGCUCAAGGAAGAGCAGAAAACGGGCCAAGACAGCGGAGGGGCGAAUAAGUAA
Messenger RNA from Rhodofomes roseus, 192 nucleotides. RefSeq lists its product as uncharacterized. NCBI's taxonomy places the organism in Eukaryota, Fungi, Basidiomycota, Agaricomycetes, Polyporales, Fomitopsidaceae. Gene Ontology annotation, cellular component: cytosol. The record is from RefSeq and is a predicted model, not a curated record. Bases 1 to 192 code for a protein of 63 amino acids. The transcript is spliced from 4 exons.